Ceutorhynchus assimilis (cabbage seed weevil) is the source of this 1982-nucleotide messenger RNA. NCBI's taxonomy places the organism in Eukaryota, Metazoa, Arthropoda, Insecta, Coleoptera, Curculionidae. The record is from the annotation of a GenBank genome assembly.
CGGCCUUGUCUAAAAAAAACAAACGUCGAAAUCGAUCCCGUCCUCGUCGAGUCGACGUCGUCCAUUUUGUCGUCGUCGUUUGUUUGUUGGCGUGGUAGUUUUGCAGCCGGCAUUAAAAAGUGAUUUUCCUUGCUAAACUACUUAUUUUAAACACCAAUCAAACAAUACAAAAAUGAGCGAAGACGCAGAAAGAUCCAGGGACCGUGCCCGACGUGAAAGACCUAACAGAAAUUCCGAAUCUGUCAGGGAUCGUAGUGUUGACAGAGGCAGGGAACGUGGAAGCGCCAGGUCAUCAACAAAUAGAGUGUUUGUAUCUAAUAUUCCUUAUGAAUUUCGUUGGCAAGAUAUGAAAGAUCUUUUCCGUGAAAAUGUCGGUGAUGUUGCAUUUGUUGAGAUGUUCCUCGAUGACAAUGAUAAACCCAAAGGUUGUGGUAUUAUCGAGUUUGAUGACCCGUCUUCAGUCAAAAAAUGUAUUGAAGUUAUGCAAAGAUAUGAGGUUAAAGGCCGUAAGCUUGUGAUUAAGGAAGAUAGUGGUAAUGUCAGGAACAAGAAUGGCAACAUUGUUGGACGAGGUCAGGAUAGAAAGUCACGUAGGGAUGAAGGACCUCGUUUUAGGGAUGAUGGUGGUCGUAACAACAAUCAGGUUAAUUUGUCGGCUCUCGGAAAUGAUCUCAAGUGGGACAACACAUACGGUUUGAGUGCUCAAUUCCUUGAAUCUCUACAUAUCGAUCCUCCCCUUUGUAACAAGGUUUUUGUCGCUAAUCUUGACUAUACUGUCGAAAAGAAAAAGUUGAAAGAAAUAUUCAGACUGGCUGGUAGAAUCGUAAAAGUUGACAUGUCAUUGGACAAAGACGGCAAAAGCAGAGGUUUUGCUGUUAUAGAAUAUGACCACCCUGUAGAAGCUGUACAGGCUAUCUCCAUGUUCCACAAUCAGUUCUUGUAUGACAGACAAAUGACUGUCCGUAUGGAUCGAGUGAGUGACCACCUUAAAUUACCAGAAGGAUUAAAAUCUGUGGGAAUGGGUUUGGGCCAAAAUGGGGAACCUUUGAAAAAUGUUGCGCAUAAUUUGCCCAACAACUCUGUCGGUUCUGGUCUGUCAGUUGGUGGAGGCCUUCUUGGUUCAGUACCAGGCGCCAACGCUUUACAGGUUGCCAGUGCAUUGAGUGGGCUUGGCGGUGUUGGCUUGAAUUCUCUGACUGCAGCUGGACUUACUUCAAACUUGCUGCAAAAUGGAUUAUCUGGAGGAGCAGACAUUUCUUCUCUGGUUAACCAGAACCAGAACCUUUUGAAUCAAUCUGCUUUACAACAAAAUUCAGGAUCCUCUAACAUGGGUUCUCUUGGUAAUUCAGCAUCUGGGCUAAAUUCGGGACUAUCCUCGGGAUUAGCAUUGGGUAAUUCCUCUGCAAGUGCUAAUCAAGGAUCAUACAAUCGUUCCACAAAUGACGGAUAUAAUCCUAAUGCUCCAGUAACAUAUCCUACCAAUUAUGGAACUGCUGCUAGGAGUUCUUACGGACAAAUGGACAUAAGAAACACAAUGUUGAAAUCCGGUGGCGUUGGAGGAAGCGGUGGAGGGGCAGGCGAUUCUAAACACUUCAACUCGAGAAAAAUCUUGGUAUCAAAUUUGCCGCCAUCCGCCACAUUUAAACUUCUCCAAGAAAAACUGAACGAAUUUGGAGAAUUGACCUAUUUUGAAGAGAAAGGACCAGGCAGUUAUCUGAUUGUGUAUGCCAAUGAAUGGCAGGCUGAGAAGGCAAUCAAGAAUUUGGACAAAGCAAGAAUAGAUGGCCGAUACAUUGAGGCUAGAGUUUAUUACUAGGCUAAUAUGUUUUAGAUUAAAAAUGUAUUUCGUAUUUUAGUGCUAGUUUUAAUUUAAUCGUAGGUUUUAGUGUUUUGAUUUAUGUGACGGUGUUAGAGUGUAUGAAUUUUUGUUUUUAAAAUAUGUGUCACUUAAUUAUCAAUAAAAAACCUAUACAACAUAUUAA